UAUGUGUUUACCAUUCUACCCUACAUUCUACUGACAGUAUUAUUGAUAAGGGGGGUAACUCUUACCGGAUAUCAAGACGGUAUCGCCUAUUACCUUAAUCCUAAAGUAGAACUGCUGGCCGAGCCUUCGACAUGGUCGGACGCAGCCGUUCAGAUUUUCUACUCCACUAGUACAAGUAGUGGAGCGUUGAUAGCUAUGUCUAGUUUUAAU
Molecule: messenger RNA, 210 nt
Organism: Lottia gigantea (owl limpet)
Lineage: Eukaryota; Metazoa; Mollusca; Gastropoda; Lottiidae
Exons: 2
Biological process (GO): sodium ion transmembrane transport
Cellular component (GO): membrane
Source: RefSeq, a predicted model, not a curated record